Messenger RNA from Aaosphaeria arxii CBS 175.79, 1593 nucleotides. RefSeq names its product allantoinase. Gene Ontology annotation, cellular component: cytoplasm. NCBI's taxonomy places the organism in Eukaryota, Fungi, Ascomycota, Dothideomycetes, Pleosporales. The record is from RefSeq and is a predicted model, not a curated record. Bases 1 to 1593 code for a protein of 530 amino acids. The transcript is spliced from 3 exons. Gene Ontology annotation, biological process: purine nucleobase catabolic process. Gene Ontology annotation, molecular function: allantoinase activity.
AUGGCUCCUCACGCUUCCACGCCUACGGUUACGCCACAAAGCAGCACAUUGCCCUCUAUCACAGUUCUAGCCUCUUCGAGGGCAGUUGUGGCUGGCAGGAUAACAGAAGCGACUAUAGUCAUUUCGAAUAUCACUGGCAAGAUUACCUCGAUCUUCCAUUCGGUCCUUCCUGCAACCGACUUCCCAGCUGGUACGCCAUACACUGACUACUCACCCCGCAUUCUGCUCCCUGGUCUCGUUGAUGCUCACGUGCAUCUUAACGAGCCUGGCCGGACAGAAUGGGAGGGCUUCUGGACGGGAACCCGGGCUGCAGCAUUCGGUGGUGUGACGACAGUGGUUGACAUGCCCCUUAAUGCUAUUCCUCCAACUACGACGGUUGAAAAUCUUCACAUCAAGAUCGAUGCUGCCAAAGGAAAGUGCUGGGUUGACGUUGGUUUCUACGGUGGUAUUAUCCCAGGUAAUUCAGGCGAUUUGAAGGGAUUGGUCAAUGAGGGUGUUCGAGGUUUCAAGGGAUUCUUAAUCGAGAGUGGAGUUGAAGAAUUCCCUGCAGUAAAUUCCGACGACAUCUCCAAGGCGCUCGUUGAGCUGAAGGACAGCGCCACAACGCUCAUGUUCCAUGCAGAGAUGAUUCCUCCGAUCACAGACUCCGUCGGUGACGAUGUCCAGCGCGCCAACCCUCCCCUUGCACCCCAUGGUAAACUGACCGAGUACUCGACAUUCCUGGAAUCCCGACCACCAUCAUUCGAAACCUACGCCAUCGCUGAGAUCUUGUCACUGGCUCACCUGGCACCCGAGCUCCAACUCCACAUCGUCCAUCUCUCAGCCAUUGAAGCCAUCCCUCUCCUCCGCGAGGCCCGCAGCAAAGGUGUCAAGAUCACUGCCGAAACCUGCUUCCACUACCUCUCCCUAGCCGCAGAGAAGAUCAAAGAAGGCGACACCCGCCACAAGUGCUGCCCACCCAUCCGCGGGCAAUCCAACCAAGAUGGCCUCUGGACCGAACUCCUCCAAGACCAAGCCGAAGGCGUCAUCAAGACCGUCGUAUCCGACCACUCCCCCUGCACCCCCAACAUCAAGCUCCUCCCUGCCGAGUUCGCACCCAAGAAAGAAUCUAAAAGGAAGCCUGGACACAGCGGCAAGGACUGCGACAGCUGCGAGAGCUCCGAAGGGGAGAUGGAGGGCCCCGAAGAGAAAGGCGACUUCUUCUCCGCGUGGGGCGGCAUCUCCAGCGUCGGCCUCGGUCUCCCCAUCCUCUGGACCGAGGGCCUCAAGCGCGACGAGAACUUCAGCGUCGAGGAGAUCGUCCGCUGGUGCUGCAAGAACACAGCCAAGCAAGUUGGCCUCGAAGCCACAAAGGGCGACCUGGGCGUCGGGUUCGACGCCGACAUCGUCGUUUUCGACGACGAGGCUGAGUUCGUUGUCGAGCCCAGCACCAUGCUCUUCCGCAACAAGGUCUCGCCCUACCAGGACAAGACGCUCAAGGGCGUCGUCCAGGAGACCUGGCUGCGCGGCCAGCGCAUCUUCACUCGCGAGCAGGGCUUCGUCGAGAAGAGCGGGCCUAAGGGUAAGCUUUUGCUUGAGCCGAGGAAGGCGUAG